CCACAGCUGGAUUCUUGAAAGAGCAGAAUUGUGUUGGUAUUUGGAUUGGGAUAUCUCAGAAGGAAAAAAAAUACAGUCCUGUGUUACAGGGUUAAUGGCAGCCUUCCUUCUCUGUGGCCCGCAGGCGCUGUCUUCAUUGUGGAGUGGGGAGAAGCUAGGGCCGUAUCCAUACAACAGUGGAGGAGGCUGCCACCUGGUGAUGAAACAGACUGACCACCACCUUCUCCACUGCCCAGAAAAUAUGGCCGAAUGAAGACUAAGGAUGUGCUAUGGAGCCUGGAUUCAACUGCUCUGACCUGUGUGACAGCUACUCCAGUUGGAACAGCCAGGCGCGGAGGCAGAGGACCCUGCAGGAUCUCUGCACGAUAACGAUUACGGCCUACGACAGCAGCAGUAAGACCUUCCCCUCCUCCUCGGCUGCCCUCCUGGGAGUUGUGUGGACUUUCCUCACCGGUGGAGUCCUGCUGGCUCUUUUCUUUCUUGUCUUCACAAUUCACUUCAGGAAGAACAGAAUUGUGAAGAUGUCCAGCCCCAAUCUGAACAUUGUGACACUGCUGGGCAGUGGCUUGACUUACGCUAGCGCUUACCUCUUUGGGAUUCCGGAGCAAAGUUUGUUUUCUGGAGCCUCAAUGGAAAUGCUCAUUCAGGUGAGGCUCUGCUUGCUGUGUGUUGGGAGCUCCCUGGUCUUUGGGCCCAUCCUAGGCAAAAGCUGGCGGUUGUACAAAGUGUUCACACAGCGCGGUCCAGAAAAGAGGGUGAUUAUCAAAGACCUCCAGCUGCUGGUGGUGGUGGUGGUGCUGGUGCUGGCAGAUGCCAUGCUGCUCACAACAUGGAUUGUCUCUGAUCCAGUUCAGUGUUUCCAAAGCUUCAGUGCAUCCCUGAGGGUGACUGACAAGGGCAUGACCUGUUCGGUGGGUAGGAUGCAGUUCUGCGCGUCUCUCUACUCCGAACUUUGGCUCAUUCUCAUUUUAGGGUUUAAGAGCAUCCUGUUGAUAUAUGGGACGUACCUGGCUGGUCUGACAGAUAAUGUCAGUGCUCCACCAGUGAAUCAGUCCUUGAUCCUCAUUGUUGGGGUCAACCUCAUUUUCCUUGCUGCUGGGACAGUUUUUUUAGUUAACUGGUUUUUCUACACUUGGCACAACCUGGUCUUUGGUUUUACAUCUGGAGGCAUCUUCAUCUGUACGACCACAAUCAAUUGCUUCAUCUUUGUUCCACAGCUCAGGCAGUGGAAAGCCUUUGAGGAAGAACAGAACCAAACCAUUAGCCACAUGGCAAAAUAUUUUUCCAGCCCCAGCAAGAGCUUCCACUCCAUGUACAGUGAAGAGCAGAUCUGCCAGCUGAUAGGGGAGAAGAACUCCAUGCAACGGCUGCUUACUGAGAAAAAUGCUGUGAUCGAAAGCCUCCAGGAGCAAGUGAACAAUGCUAAGGAGAAGCUGAUGAGGCUGAUGUCUGCAGAGUGCAGCUAUGAUUUGAUGGGCCUCGCUGUUCCUUCCACAUCCUUCUCCAUCUUGCCUCAGAACACAGGUAGCCAUGUUGAGUCCAGUGGCUGUGCCAUGGAAGCUGAAGGGCUGCAUGGAGACAAUUUUCCUCCUGGUCAAGAGCAGAACCCUUGGCACUGUCCCAGUCUCCCAGAUACACAGUGCAGUCCAGUGUCUGUUGGCAAACAAGUUUGUGUUGGUAUCACCCAGAACCAUAAACAUAUAAAGCACCAAAACACUUCACCAGAAGAUCUUAGUUGCUAUGAGGCACUGUUUUGUAACCCUAUGGACAUCUCCAAAUACAGCUCUAAGGAUGUCCAAGAGCAAUGGAGGCCUCCAAACAACAAGAAAUGUAUCGACAAUCCACCAAUACCAUUGAGCCAGAAUCUCUCAGCAGUUGAUGGGAGAGCAGAGCAACCAGAGAGCUCAGCAGCAACCAAAGAGCAGCCCUCAAAGGUCAGUGAAAAGUUGCAGGAAAUCUUGCAAGAGCUGAGCAUUGGCGGCAUAGUUAGUGCCCAGGCAUCACCCAGGGGGCCUAGGCAACCCAGCCACAAUGCAGAACAUGAAAAGAGUGCAGCCUGGAGACCCUGGGAGAGUUACACAGGCAUCUGCACUUACCUUAGUCCUUACAGGACAAGACGGCAAAGAAGAAGAAGAAUCCCAGUCCAUCCACCUUCCACCUGCUUUCCUGCGUCCACGACCCCACAAGCGUGGAGUCUCACAAACAAGGCAGUCAGCAGGACACAGAGCAGACAGAGCACUUGGAGCCGUCAUGGAUUAACACAAACAUCUCUGGAUAAAGCAGGUGACACCAGUGAUGGAAGGUUCCUCUAUCAGCCAUCACCCUCCUCAUCAGUCAUCGACAAAAUGUGCAGCUUCCAGCUGAAGCAUAGGAAGAACUGGCCUGACGAACAAAGCCAUGAAGGGAACGGCCAAGUUUCAAACAAACACCAAGGCUCUGCCCAAGUGAAGAACUGCAAUGCUCGGCUGUAUCCCUCCAGUCCCCGCAGCCUCCAGCAGCAGCAGGGGGAUGCUGGGAGGGACCUGGAACAACCCCUUGUGCCCUCCCUGUGCCUUUAUCCAGACUCUGACUCCAGUAGCAGCUCGGAGGAGACGUUCAGCUGCUGCCACAGGCCUCACUGUGAAAUCUGCUUCCACAGCCCUGGGGACUCCAGUGACAGCUGCACCACUGACACAGACCCAGAGCCUGGUGGGUUCCUAGCCCACUGGGCAAAGCUUUAUGGCAGGCCUCAGCCCAUCGUGAACUUCAAAGAUGAUCUGAAACCCACGUUGGUGUAAAUGUAAAUGAAGACAUCCUAUUCCAGAGGCAUCCCCCCAGACAAGUUGUAUUUUAAACAGCAUGGAAGGAACGCACUAUCUGAGGGAAGUGGGUUGCUCAGAGAACUGGGAAUGGGAUAUAAAGGCCCAGAUUCACAAAGCUGCUUAAGUGCCUAGUUCCCAGUGAAAUUAAUGGGAGUUAGGUGCCCAAGUACCUUUGUGAAUCUGGGCCAAAGCCUUUACCUGUCUAGGAUGCUAAUUCAGAUCCAGUCUAGGUCAGGAGUGACUGACAAUCACAACCAUCUGAUAGCUGGUUAGUGGUAUUAUUGAAAUGAGUUGGCGGUUUUAGUCUAGUUGCUAUGGACAGCUGCCCACAUCACAUACAAACUCAUCACACUAAUUGGCCUUCUUGUCAGCACUCUGAGCAGGGAGGUCAAGGAUUGAAUUGACCAGGCUGACUGUACUACCCUCCCAUCCUAGAGGACUCCUUCUGGGUCGGAGAUGAUUUGCACAGCUGGGGAGCAGUGUAUGGGGAAGACUUGAAUAGCUUUGACCCAUGCUCUUCCUGCUCUGUACAGCACCCAGCCAAACAGAGACCUUCAGUCCCCCAGAGCUGUCAAUGUGGAACCUUUCACCAACAUUGCAUUCAAUUCGAAUUUGUAAAAAAGAAAUGUGGAAUUAUUUUCACCUUGGCAUUCAGCCUUAAUGAGCUAGUCUCUCAACACAGCAAGAAUCUGGGGGUGGCAGAAAACACUAGACUUCCUAUUUUUAUUUUGUUGUCUCUGAGCAAGCUAAUGAAAUCCAAGGCUGACUUCUCCAGAUCUGACUUUGCAUUUCACUCAGUUUAAAUAUACAGCAGCAGGUAGAUACUGAGCAGAACUGAAGGGGGAAAGCAGAAAAAGCUUGACAGCACUGCAGACGAUUUUUUAAAAUUGGGUUUGUGUCCUUUUGUGCUUCUUUAUGGUGGACCCAAUAGGUGAGAAAGGUUUGGAGUUUCUUAGUAUUUUCUGCUCAUGUUUACCUUAGAUAUAUCAGGAAUAUCAAAUCUAGUGUCCCUGCUUUUGCUGGAAGACUUCUUGGGGGAGACAACCUCAGAUAGUUAUUGCGAUCUGCCGCAUCUUUACAUAGGAGGAGAGGGGUGCUGAAAUUUUGGUUGAAUGGAGGUCUGUGUUAGACAGGCAUUAACAAAAAUGAAACAGUUUUAAACAAUGUAAGUAAAAAUCCCCUUUCAAUUACUCUCUGGCAAUGUCAGAAUUCUACUAGUGCUCUAGCCUUGGGGUUCUCAACCUUUUUCUUUAUGAGGCCGCCCCAGGAUACUAUAAAAACUCCAUGGCCCACGUAUGCCACAAUAACUGGUUUUCUGCAUAUAAAAACCAGGGCCAGCAUUAGGGGGUAGCAACCAGGUCAACUGCCUGGGGCCCCAUGCCACAGGGCCCCCCCAUGAAGCUACAUUACUCAGGCUUCGGCUUCAGCCCUAGGUGACGGGGCUCAGGGCCCUGGACUUCAGCCCUAUGUGGUUGGGCUUCAGCUUUCUACCCUAGGCCGCAGCUGGCUCCAGUCCAAUGUCUUUCUACCCUGGGCCCCAGUCUAUGCUAGCCCUGCUUGGCAGCCCACCUGAAACCUGCUCGCAGCCCCCCCAGAGGGCUCCAGACCCUGGCUGAGAACCACUGAGAACCCAUAGAAUCUUCCAGGCUUGACAAGGCCUGGAUUUCUAAGGUAAAAACAAUCAAAAAUGUAUCUUCUGAAAAAAAAAUCCCACCUUUCAGCCCUGCUUUGUCCAUAAUAAAGACACAAACAAGAACACCAUCCCAAUUUUGUUUUCCUUCACUUGUCACCUCUAACAGUUAAAGAAAACCAGUUUCCUCUAGCUGUAUUCAUUCCCGAGCUGCUGUUUCCAUAGCUGUCUAAGCAAGUGUUUGGGGCUGCCCAGUGUGGCAGUUCUGUUGCUGAUUAAAUGCAUUGAAUAGGUGGAACCUACUGACACAAAGUAAUCACACAGCAUGGGCCCUCUAUACAGGUGCACAAGGUGGGGAAGGAACAAAAGACUUCUCUCAGUGCACCCCAGCACUGGGGCUGGCCAUCAGCUCCCCUGGCAUAGGAGGCACCCUAAGGAGGUUGGGGGACACAGGAGAAAAAGAUAUAGCAAUAUGCACUCUCCCCAUUUGCUUGGGAGCUCCAGCAGGCAUUAAUGCAUAGGGCCUGGCAGUGCUUCCACAGGGGUGUGGUGCAGAGUUAAUUCAAACCUGUGGACAAGCCCCAGCUGAGCUCUGCAUGGUGAACCAUAUCUCUUGGACUGAGGGGAAGAUGCUGGAGCCUGGUGCAUAGAAUAAAAUUUUGCUGAUGUUUUAUUUAUAGCCAUUAUUUUUCUGACAGGCUGCUUGGAGCUCAGCUCGCCUAGCUGGAAGUCACUCCAGCUCUGUCUCUUGUAAAGCUGGGAUCCCCUAAGGGACAAGUGCAGCCUGCAGAGACCUAAACUGUGGCCUCUGGCUGAGCGUUCCCUGCAAGUGCAGGCAGGGCACGCAUCUGAAGGACUCAAACAUACCAUGGCGGUUCCUCAGUUGAGGCGGAUGCUGCUACAAGGCUCAGCAGAUCUCAGGGGAUGCUCAUGGAUAUGCAAAUAUGGGGGUGCCCACAGAACUCGGGGCAAAUUGCCAGGGAGUUGCUUAGUGCUGUACAGUUGGGGCUCCUCUGAGGCACUGGCAGGUCUGUGAGUAUCUUGUGGGUAUUUUACACCAGGCAAGACAGGGAACGUUAUUGGCAUAGAGCAAACAGCCCCGGGCCUUAAGCAGCUGGGCCUGGAAAAAGUAGCCGUAGUUCUGAGCUCUGACCAGGAGAGGCUGCUACUGCCCUGCUUCCCCUCCCAGCUCUCCAUCGCUUUGCUGGUGGCUCCACACAGGAGGGGGAGCUCGAGUGGGGCGGCAGCAGCUACCUGCAUUCCACCCCCACCGCAGUGUAGCAAGUGUGUGACUUGCUUGGAGACUGAACUGUACUUCCGGGCCCCAGUCACCUGACCAAGGUCAGGGUUACAAAAGGUCAAUAGCCCUGUCAUGUGGGAGGGGUUGGUGUCUAGGAUGCCAUCCUGUGCAAUGGACAAGGCUCGCUGUAAGUGAAAAGGAAGAGAUAUAAAGCCUUUUAUUAUUAUGGGGUCUGUGUGCUGGGCACUGUACAAACACAUAGACAGAAAUAGUCCCUGCUCCAAAGAGCUUGCAAUCUAAGACUGUCCUCCUAGGAAGGAUAUGUCUCCUUGCUGUACUCUGAGCCAGCAGCAAAGAAUGCGACCACUGUCACAUGGAACUCAAAAGGCAGGGUAAGUGCCUGCUCCUAACUAGUGAACAGGUGAUCUCUGUGUUAAUUGUUCCUUUUGCUGAGAUCACAGUCCCUUGUUUCUCGGUUACUUGAAUAUCUACCGAGUAACCCCGGCAAUCCCUUAUUCUUCAUGCCAGGGUUCUAUAACUCUUUCACAGUGUGAAGAACAUUUUAAUAGAGAGGUUGUCACUUCACAUCCCUGUUGCAACUACAGCAUUUGCUUACACUGAAAAGUAACAUUAAGAAACUAUUUCAUGGCUAUUUAGCGACUGGAAAAGAGAAGAGCUAGCAGUCUGUGGUCCACCAGCAAGUGUUCUGCAGCCACCAGUGGUUCACAGACUACAGUGUGGGAACUUGUGCUCCAUGCCGUCCCUUAUGUGCUGCUACCAUUUGGCAUGAUUCAGAUAUUGGGCUGUCUGUGGGGUUGGGAACAAGUUGGGAAGAGGACUCCCAUUAAGAGGGUGCAUCAUUCAUUUAUUUUGUCCAGUUAAUUUGAUUUGUACUUUACCUUUGGUUGAUUUGUACUUUCCUUGGUUUCUGUUUCUCUUAGCUUGUUCAAAACAUUGUUUAAAUGAAAGGUGUUUUUACCACA
Molecule: messenger RNA, 6654 nt
Organism: Malaclemys terrapin pileata
Lineage: Eukaryota; Metazoa; Chordata; Testudines; Emydidae
Gene: GPR156
Product: G protein-coupled receptor 156
Exons: 11
Coding region: 270-2777 (835 amino acids)
Biological process (GO): G protein-coupled receptor signaling pathway; gamma-aminobutyric acid signaling pathway
Cellular component (GO): G protein-coupled receptor heterodimeric complex; membrane
Molecular function (GO): G protein-coupled GABA receptor activity
Source: RefSeq, a predicted model, not a curated record